Molecule: messenger RNA, 1176 nt
Organism: Penicillium macrosclerotiorum
Lineage: Eukaryota; Fungi; Ascomycota; Eurotiomycetes; Eurotiales; Aspergillaceae
Product: GTR/RAG family Ras-related GTP-binding protein
Exons: 4
Coding region: 1-1176 (391 amino acids)
Biological process (GO): regulation of autophagy; cellular response to amino acid stimulus; positive regulation of TOR signaling
Cellular component (GO): nucleus; Gtr1-Gtr2 GTPase complex; fungal-type vacuole membrane
Molecular function (GO): GTP binding; GTPase activity
Source: RefSeq, a predicted model, not a curated record
AUGUCAUUUCCGCACAUCCGCCGGACGAAAUCCAUGGAUCUGACUCGGCGUCGGCGUCUUCGAAACCCCUGCCUUGUCCAGCGAAGCAAAUCCUUUCAGAAAACCAGUGCCCAGCUAAGCCUUGAAAAUGUGUUACAGGGAACCAAUACCGUCGGAGUCUCGGCCCAGGCCAGAGGUGCCUUGGAGCCCAGCGUAAAGCCGCGUGAUGCAAAACCACGUCUUCUACUAAUGGGACUACGCCGAUCUGGCAAGUCUUCCAUCGCCAGCGUUGUCUUCCACAAGAUGCCCCCCAAUGAAACCCUCUUCCUCGAAUCCACUACCCGCAUUCAAAAGGAUUCUAUACACUCUUUCAUGGACUUCCAGGUCUGGGAUUUCCCUGGUCAGCUCGAAUUCCUUGAGCCAUCCUUUGACCUUGAAGACAUAUUUGGUAGCCUGGGCGCCCUAGUGUGGGUUAUAGAUGCCCAAGAUGAUUACCUAGACUCUGUCGCCCGUCUGAAUCGCACCAUUCUCACUGUCCAGCAAUACUAUCCUGGUAUAAACAUUGAAGUCUUCAUUCACAAAGUCGACGGGCUCUCGGACGAGUACCGCACCGAUACAUUCCAGGACAUCGUGCAGCGCAUCUCGGACGAGCUCAGCGACGCUGGGUAUGAGAAUGCACCAGUGCACUACUACCUCACCUCCAUCUACGACUACUCCGUUUUUGAGGCCUUCAGCAAGGUCAUUCAAAAGCUCAUCCCUAACCUCUCCACCCUCGAAAAUCUGAUCAACACUCUGGCAAACAACUGUGGCUUCGAAAAGACGUACCUCUUCGAUGUACUGAGUAAGAUCUACAUUGCUUCUGACACUCGUCCGGUCGAUAUGGCCUGCUACGAGAUGUGUUCAGACUACAUCGAUGUAAUCGUCGACGUCUCCGAGUUGUACUCAUGGGAUCACCCUGAUCGUAAGGCAAAGGGCGAUCAGAUGCAGGAGGCAGAGAGCUCCGUCGUACUGCACGAUGAGACCAUGAUUCAUCUUAUGGAGAUGAAUAAAUACCUCUGCCUUGUUUCCGUCAUUCGGAACCCCGAGGCCCGCGAGAAGCGCGGCCUCAUCGACAUGAACUGCCGCACCUUCCAGGAGGCGUUGAACGACGUGUUCUCUCGGAGCUGGGAGCGCGAGGAAGAGGAGGCGACUGGUUGA